Molecule: messenger RNA, 2187 nt
Organism: Carica papaya (papaya)
Lineage: Eukaryota; Viridiplantae; Streptophyta; Magnoliopsida; Brassicales; Caricaceae
Source: RefSeq, a predicted model, not a curated record
GCGACGAUCGUCACCAUCAGAUCACAUCAUAUCUCAUUUAGAUCAUCGCCCACCUUCCUCUUCCGCCAAAAUAGUGAAACAACACUCCCGACUUUCCCUCUCUCACUUCCCCGUCUUCCUCCCUCUAUCGUUCUCUCCCAACUUUCCUUGAAAUUUUCGAGUAGCAGGAAGAAACAGAGGAAGCAACAGGUCGAUAAAUGGCGCAGAAUUUUACCGCACCAGAAGAAUGAGCAGGAGAAGAAGAAAGAAGAAGAGAUAUUAAUGGUGUUGUCAUCUACCGUUCUUCUUGUUGUGCAAAGCAGCGGCCGUGACGGCGACGGACUGAACUGAAGUACUGUAAAUAUUAGUCGACGGAGGCGAUGAAGAACCGUAGGAAGCGCGACGUCGUUUCAUGGAGCAGGUUCUUCUGGUGCACUCUCUUCACCGUUUUCUCCUGCGUCUUGCUAUCCGCUUCUUUGUUCGUCUCCACUUUUCGCAUCUUCUUUGGAGAAACGUUUCGUCCUGUGCUUGCGUCCACGUGGCGGACUCCGGCGGUGGAGGCAGUCGCGGCCGAGUAUUUGGUAUCAUCGGCGGCGAUUCCAGUUUAUGAGACGAUUAUGUUUCCCGAUCAGAUUCUGAUUUUCCUAAAAUACCCUUCGCCGGCUCGUUUAUUUACGAAAGAGGAUCUUCACUGUGUUUAUUCCUCGUCUAACUGCUCAUCCUCCCAGCUCAAACAGCCGCCAUCUCGAGUCGACAUGAAGGAUCUGGAAGUUCAGAUCGUACGGUGCCCGGUCGCUCCACGUGGCUUCACCGUGUCCCUAGCCACGAAACCAAACUCACACAUCGCUGACGUCGGGCCCGCCCACAAGUGGGACCUCCUCGUGUACGAGGCCUUGAUCGACUGCGACGGUACCACGAUAGUUUUCGUGAAGGGACUGAAUAUACGGCCAGAGAAACUCUCCAAUGCUUCGAGAUAUGAGUGCGUGUACGGCUGGGACUUCACUAAGCCCAAGUUGCUGCUAAGAUCAGAGGGUGUCUCCGUUGCACAGGAGAUUGUACGGUGCAAAACUCCCAUGAGCCUGUUGAACGGUCAACAAAGAGUCAACAACAAUUCGAUCAAAGUCUCCGUAAGAGUGAAAGGGAACGGAGAUAGUGGAACAUUACCCUCCAUAGCCCGCCCGAGGAUGAUCGGUCGGGCGUGUCCGCAUCCGGAUUCGGCCCGAAAAGAGCACGAGAUCUGCGUCUGCACAAUGCUACGAAACGGAGCUAGAUUCUUGAAGGAAUGGGUCAUGUACCAUGGCCGAAUCGGAGUCCAGCGCUGGUUCAUCUACGACAACAACAGCGAAGACGAGAUUAACGAUGUGAUCGACGAGUUAUCAAAGAGUAAUCACCGCAUAACCCGACACGUAUGGCCAUGGGUCAAGACCCAAGAAGCCGGGUUCGCCCACUGCGCCAUACGAGCUCGUGAAUUGUGCGAAUGGGUCGGGUUCAUCGACGUCGACGAGUACUUCCACCUACCAACACCGGAUUUACCGACUAUCCAAGACGUGAUCAGAAACCAGACUGCCACGACGUCGUUUAACGUCGGCGAGCUGCGCGGUUCGUGCCACAGUUUCGGACCAUCGGAUCUUACGAGAAUCCCCCCAGAAGGAGUGACAGUAGGGUACACUUGCCGGCUACAGAGGCCGGAGAGACACAAGAGUAUAGUGAAACCGGAAGCCAUGAACACGAGCUUGAUAAAUAUAGUUCAUCAUUUUCACCUGAGCGAAGGUUACGUGUCCUUAAACGUGGACAAAGAGUUGAUGGUGGUUAACCAUUACAAAUACCAGGUUUGGGAGGUUUUCAGGGAGAAGUUCUAUAGGAGGGUAGCUACGUACGUGGUGGAUUGGCAGAAUGAGGAGAACGAAAGUUCUAAGGAUCGGGUUCCCGGGCUGGGGACUCGGGCCGUUGAGCCGCCGGACUGGGCUGGCCGGUUCUGUGAGGUGAGGGACACUGGACUUAGAGAUAGGGUGAUGGAGAUGUUCAGUGAUGCUAAAACGCACCGUUUGCCGUGGGAAGAGGAGGAAGAACAAGCAAAGAUGAGUUAGUGAAGUUUGUAUAUAUGUUUUUUCUUCUCUUUGUAUUAAUACUCAAAUAACAAACUCAAGCAAACCAUGAUAACCAUUUUUGUUUUCUAUUCUUGAGUCUAGAUGUAAGUUACCGUUAUAU